AUGAAAGAAUAUGGAACGAAGGAUUCAUGGGCUAAAUUGUUCUUUCUCAUCCAACGCACUGAUAUAUUUCCUCUAGCAACAUCUUCAGAUGAUAAAGAUGAUCAUGCCAAGAUUCUCCUGGCACUACCACGUGUGAAUAAGCUCGUCUGGUAUGAUCUAAAGAGGGAAGAACGCGAUUUUGGUAACAGUCUGAAACUUCCAUAUAGAUCAGACAUCUUCAAUUUCGUGGAAAGCCUUGUAUCUCCCUCCAAUGGUGGAAGCUGA
Molecule: messenger RNA, 264 nt
Organism: Dovyalis caffra
Lineage: Eukaryota; Viridiplantae; Streptophyta; Magnoliopsida; Malpighiales; Salicaceae
Source: the annotation of a GenBank genome assembly